Messenger RNA from Medioppia subpectinata, 2347 nucleotides. The record is from the annotation of a GenBank genome assembly. NCBI's taxonomy places the organism in Eukaryota, Metazoa, Arthropoda, Arachnida, Sarcoptiformes, Oppiidae.
UUAAGGUAAAACAACCUUGCUGCGAUGCGUUUUGGGUCGACUCACUCCGCAGUCGGGUAUGAUUCGGGUAUUCGGUCGGGAACCCGGUUCCGACUACAGUCCAGUUCCCGGACCCGGUGUCGGGUAUAUGCCUCAGGAAUUGGCACUCUUUCCCGACUUCACGAUCAAAGAGACGCUCAGAUAUUUCGGACAAUUAUAUCGAAUGUCGCCAAAAGAUAUCAAAGCGAGGACUAAGUUCUUGAUUACACUUUUGCAUUUACCGGAGAAGAAUAGAUUAGUAUCACAGCUGUCGGUUAACAACUGGUUUAUAACCAACUCUUCAGGUGGUCAACAACGUCGUGUGUCAUUGGCGUCAGCACUGGUACAUCACCCGCCGCUACUCAUACUGGACGAGCCGACAGUAGGCGUGGAUCCGGUGCUCCGGAAAGCAAUUUGGGAGCAUUUGGACGCCCUCUGCAAAGACGACGGACUGACUGUCAUUAUAACGACUCACUAUAUAGAAGAGGCGCGAACCGCAGAAACGGUGGGACUCAUGAGAUUCGGUCGACUCCUAGUGCAGGACAAUCCCGACAAUCUUCUCAGACAUCACGACUUACCCACUCUGGAGGCCGUAUUCCUCAAGUUGUGUCAAUUAGAUUCAGCGCAAGUGCCAGAGAUUACCAACACUGACGCCAUGAGAUAUAACGCUCCGGAAGGCAGUAUCACUAUAUCUACCAUUGAAAACGAGAAGAAAAACAUUAGAAAUUUGAACUCAAAUGAAGACAACAAAGAUAUUAACGAAAACAUCGAAACCAGCGGUAAAACAGAGGAAAAUAAUAAUAAACCUAAAGGUAAUCUAUUGGUGCCGUCGAUGCCGUCCACAUUCAAGGACGUGUCGGCCAACGCCACGCCGUCGAGUCUGACGCCUCGCAUGUCGUUCAGCGAGAAGUCCAGCGACGGGCCGUCGGCUCAGGUCAACAUACCGUCCGGUAAACGCAAGGCGUUCGACAUCCACAGAGUUUACGCCCUAUUCGUGAAGAAUAUCAUCCGUUUGAAGCGAAACGUGCCGAUCCUCCUCUUCUACUUCUUCCUGCCCUCCAUACAGAUCGCCCUCUUCUGCAUCUGCAUAGGACAGGACCCCAAGAAUAUACCCGUCGCCAUAUAUAACGCCGAAGACCCGCCCGGACUCAGCGCCGAAUACCUAUCGUUUGUCAAUAAGGAUAUUGUAGUACAGGUGCCCUACCCUUCGCUAGAAGAGGCCCGACAGGCCGUAGUCGAUGGCAAGGCGUGGGCGGCCCUACACUUCUCGCACAACUAUUCCUAUGCCUUAAAUCAGAGAAGAGUUUUGGCCGGACUCGCGGACAACGACACGAUCGAGUCGUCAAACAUAAAGCUCUACUUAGAUAUGUCUAACCAAGUGAUUGGGUUUGUGCUGUUGCGCUCAUUCUUCCUGGCUUUCCAGACGUUCGCACAGGACUACCUGUCCCUUCUGGGCUACAAUCCGGCGACAGUCACGCUUCCCAUAACCAUCGAGAAAGUCAUUUACGGCAAUCUUCACCCGUCGAUGACUGAGUUCAUGGCUCCGGGAGUUAUCAUUUUGAUCGCCUAUUACGCGACCACUGCUCUGACGGCCCUAUCGUUGGUGUUGGAGCGGAAGGACGGACUCCUGGAGCGGUCACUCGUGGCGGGCGUUAACUCCAUUGAAUUCCUGGCCUCACAUAUAAUGACACAGACAUUAGUGCUGACAAUUCAGGAGAUAUUUAUGUUAAUCACUACGUUCUGGAUCUUUGGUGUCCCGUCACAGGGCCCUAUGAUUUGGGUCUUCUCACUCACAUUCUUCCAGGGUGUGGCGGGCGUUAUGUUUGGUUUGUUCAUAUCGUCGCUGUGCGCGGAUGAGGUGUCGGCAGCCAUGUUAGGCAUGGGCUCAUUCUUCCCGACCAUUAUGUUGGGCGGCAUUUUCUGGCCGAUACAGUCGAUGCCCGAUUGGAUGGCAUCGUUCGCCUCGUUUUUGCCCCAAACACUACCCGUAGAGUCCAUGCGAUUCAUUCUGUCCCGGGGUUGGGACGUAACUUAUAUCGAGGUUGUGUUGGGCUUCGUGGCCACCUGGGGCUGGAUUUUGCUGUAUUUAGUGGCCGCCGCCUUUAUUUUCAAGAAAUACACAUAAUUUUAUUAUUAUUUUCUAAAUUAAGUUUUUUUGUUAGUAUUUUAUAUUAAUUUUUUGCGUUUAAUUAUAACUUAAUUAUUUUGAAGUUUGCAUUUACCUACAAAUAUCGUUGUCCCGAAUGUUAUGAUCAGUUUUUAUAUAAAUGUAAUGUUUUGUUAUGAUAUAAGGAUUAAGUGAAUGUUUUCGUGCCCUUAAAGAUGUGUG